Messenger RNA from Limulus polyphemus (Atlantic horseshoe crab), 1909 nucleotides. Its product is annotated as calpain-7-like. Bases 44 to 1585 code for a protein of 513 amino acids. NCBI's taxonomy places the organism in Eukaryota, Metazoa, Arthropoda, Merostomata, Xiphosura, Limulidae. The transcript has 11 exons. Gene Ontology annotation, biological process: proteolysis. Gene Ontology annotation, molecular function: calcium-dependent cysteine-type endopeptidase activity. The record is from RefSeq and is a predicted model, not a curated record.
CGCUGAAAUCCUGCACUCAGCUUUUCUGAAUGGCUCUCAACUGAUGAACAUUAAGGAGAAAGCUCAGGAAUACUUGGGUCGAGCCGAAGCCCUUAUAAAGCAAAAGGAUGCUGUCCAACCGGCACAAGAACAGAAAAAUGUCCAUCAGCAAGAGUUGGAACGUGCCCAGUUCCUGCUACAUCAAGCCUUCGAUGAAGACAGUGAUGGCAACAAGGAAGAAGCUGUAGAACUCUACUCACAAGCAGUGGAGCUGUGCUUAAAAGCUAGAAAACAGACCCAGGAUGCAGCACUACAGAAAAACCUGACGAAGCUUGCAGAACAGGCCUUAGAAAGAGCAGAGGCUUUGAAAGGUGUAAAAGAGAAGAAAGGCGAGCCAUCACUGUUGACUUCAACUAAGCCUGUUUCUCCUUUACCUUCUCGAUCCCGUGUUGUUCCUCCUCUUGGGAUAGGUAGUCUCAGUUUAAACACGUCAUCAUCGUCAUCCGAAGGAAGCCAAUCAUCUCGUCAAACUGGACCACAAGUUUGUGGCCGAGAUACGUACACUAAAGAAGAAUUGGAGGUGCUGAGACUAACAUCAAUUAUCAACGGAAGGGAAUACGUGCCCUUUAUGUUGGUGGAUCUGCGUGAACGAUAUGCUUAUCCACUGCCUUUCUCCGACAAGGAUGGAAAAUUGACAUUAUCUCAUAAACAGAAAAAUAACUUCAAUAAAUGGGUUAGACCAGAAGACAUCAGUGCCAACCCAAAACUUAUUGAAAUGAUUGACUGUUUCAGCAUAAAACAGACUAUUGUGUCUGAUUGUUCUUUCGUGGCCUCACUGGCUAUUAGUGCCUUGUAUGAAAAGCGGUUUAAAAGACGAAUAAUAACAAGCAUCAUAUACCCACAGAACAGACAAGGAGAACCAGUUUAUAAUCCGUGCGGGAAGUAUAUUGUUAAACUCCACAUCAAUGGUGUAAGAAGAAAAGUGAUCAUUGAUGAUAAACUUCCACUGGGAAGGAAUGGAGAACUACUGUGUUCGUACUCAAAUAAUCGCAAUGAAUUUUGGGUUUCUCUACUAGAAAAGUCCUACCUGAAAGUAAUGGGAGGAUACGAUUUUCCGGGAUCCAAUUCUAACAUUGAUUUACAUGCUCUCACCGGAUGGAUCCCCGAACGAAUCCCCAUUAGACCAAAUGAUUCGGAAUUUAACAAAGAAAAUGUUUUUAAGAUGCUGUUUGAUCGCCACCACAAAGGUGAUGUGCUUGUUACCAUGGCAACAGGAGAGAUGAGCGAUGUUGAGGCUGAAAGAACUGGCUUGGUUCCUACCCAUGCUUAUGCCAUGUUGGAUGUGCGAGAGAUUAUGAGUAAACAGCUGUUCCUUUUAAAGAAUCCUUGGAGUCAUGUCCGCUGGAAGGGUAACUUUUCUGAACUUGAUACCAGAAACUGGACACCAAAACUACAAGAAGCUCUUAAGUAUGACCCAAGAAAUGCAAAGAUGUUUGACAAUGGCGUGUUCUGGAUAGAUUACGAGUCAAUCUGUCGAUUUUAUGACAUCAUUUAUCUGAACUGGAAUCCAAAUCUCUUCAAGUACACAUUUGCACUUCAUCAGUGAGUUUUUUUUAUUUAUGUUAUAUAUCGUUCGACUGAACUCUUAAUUUAUCUUCGUUUUACAGUACGCUACAUGUACACAUGAGUAUGAUACACGUACUUAUCAGUACGAUCACGAGUACUUGUCAAUAUGAUAUAGAAAUUAAAUUUUUUCCUUUGUGAGACACUAACCAUAGGUCACCAAAUGUUAUACAGAUUGUUUUAUUAGUUAUUUGAUUCAGGUAAUCAUCUGUUUCAUGAUUUUAUUUGAAUCAGAUAUGUUGUCUGUUUCCUACAUGUGAGUGUGCUUGAAUCAGAUACGUCCACUGUUUCUUACAUGUGAGUGUGC